This is a messenger RNA of Cyphellophora attinorum, 3576 nucleotides long. RefSeq lists its product as uncharacterized. NCBI's taxonomy places the organism in Eukaryota, Fungi, Ascomycota, Eurotiomycetes, Chaetothyriales, Cyphellophoraceae. The transcript is spliced from 2 exons. The coding region runs from base 1 to 3576 and encodes 1191 amino acids. The record is from RefSeq and is a predicted model, not a curated record.
AUGGCCGGUGAACCCAAGACGACCUUCAUCGGCUCCACCUACGCCUUUGAGCCGUCUGGAGUCGAGCAAUUCAUCAACCGUUUUCGUUGCGACUAUGCCAAGGUCAAGGGUGUUGACGAGAACGAGGCUCCGUCAAUCGAAUACAACGAGGAGAGCUAUUUGUUCCGGAUCGAGGAUCUGGACUUGCCCGAGGAGUAUGCAAUUUCUCUGUUGAAAGACUACAUCCGGAAGAUUCUCGAUACCUUCGAUUACCUCGACCCCAAGAUCCGAUCACCAGAUGCUGCUCUGGCUCGUCUGGCACCGGAACAAGUUGACUUUCAGAGUGCCGAACUCCUCGAUGUUGAUGUUGAUGGCAUCGAUGAUCCGGACUACAACGACGUUUUCGUUGCCUGGUCACCGUCAACCGGCUCGAUCAAGAUGCUCACCCGCGAGGUGGCCGAAGCUAUCACAGCUACCACGCAGACCCAAUUGUUUACCGAUUCUGAUCAGAAUCGUGUACUUCUUGCCCACGGAGAUGCCAAAGCUGCCCUUCAGAAGUUGUCGAGCCUCGAGCAACUAAUGCUACUGCAGAUGCAGCAGCGGGAGUACGGGUUCUGGGGCAAGAGCACAUCAAGCGUUCUUCUCAACGUGGACAGCGCGAUAACUCCUCUGCUCGGCUUUGAGAGAGUCGGAGACUUCAUCUGGCCUGGUUUCAAGAGAAUUAUUGCACCUAAGUACCAGCAGGAGACCCUCAAAGACAAGUACGUUUGCGAAGCCCGCAUCUCAAGAGACGGCGAGAUCUUGCCUCAUCCGAAUGUUGUGAUCGAUGACGAGAUUGCCACAAUAGGGAUCGGUCCAUUUUCUUUGUGGGCGACAAGAAGCGUUCGAGAAACCGGCGAGCGGUCCAGAAAGGUUCCACACUCAACCUCCAACUCGAAGUCGGAGAGUGUGGUGAGCCCGCGCAAAAUGCCUAACAAGCAGUACAUGGGUCAGACCAAAGCUGCAGAAGUUACUGAUUGGGCUUACAACGUCGAGAAGGACGUUGAUCCAAAUACGGUUGCUCCAGCUGCGCCUGAGGAGGAGGAGGAAACCCUACGACCACGACGUGUAAUUGCCGUGGACUCAGAUGAUGACUCUGAUGGAGAAGAGGUUCCGAUCAAGCGACUUCCUGCCACAACAAAAACCUUGGAACCAGAUCUCGGCCACGAUGAUCUGCAGCAUGAGCUCCAGGGACAUGCUUCUCCGUCGACCACAGUACUGGACUUGCGUGUUGAUGAUCUUGAGCGAUGGAUGGAAUCGAGAGCUGCUGCUGCACAAGACAGACACUCCCACAUUGGCAGCCAGCUCGUCCCCGAUCUCACCGCUGCUCCGGAAGCACUACUCCCAAUUCCCGGCAUCGCUCCUUCGGAUCUGCUGAAAGGUGAUCCAAGCGAGUUGGGACUGAUGCAAUCAGGAGUGCUCGCGAGUCCGCAUAGCUUCGACAAGCAUCCAACAAGAAGCCAAAUUGGUCAGCACCAAGCAAGCUCUUCGGUGAUGCCUGAGCCACGUCAUGAGAAUCCUUUGGUUGCUCUGCCGCUAAAUGAACGACAGGCGUCUGCCGCUCCGAAUCUCAUGGAUGACAAUGCUUCUGCUCAAGUCACUAACUCUGUGAUGUCACCCUCGAAAGUCCCCUCUCAGCUCGAUGCGUCGGACGUUCCAGACUAUCUACAGCCACCUGACGCGACGAGCAAGGAGUGGGUAAACCAUGCUACUCACAAGCCUCGCAAGCAGAGCGUCCUCCGCGAACAUGUUCUUGCUCAGCUGCAAUCCGACCCGUUGGGUAGACAUACUACCACCAGAGCAGCACACAAUGGAGACUGGUCUACCGUAUCGCGUUCGAGGCCAAAGAAGAGUGAUGGUUCAACUCGGUCCAGAGGUCGAGGUCGGGGUGGUUCACAACGCAAGUCCGAUCGCAGUGAUCUCAUUUCUUAUCACUCUACCAUGUCGCAACGUGCGGGCAACCCUGGUAAAAAGAAGAACAAAACAGAGAGCAAGAAUAAGCAGAAAAUUCUCGACGAGGCGUACGGAAGAGCUCCCACGCCUCGCGCUCAACCUAAGAUACCCAACCGGGCAGAUCGAAAACUUCAGGAGGCCGCCAAUCGGGAAGCGACAUGGCGAAGCAAAGAAGUUGAGCAGCUCAAAGCACGCCUGACGCCGAUUUUUGAGGCAAGCCGCGCAUUCUGUGGGAACGUAGAAUUUGGUCUGCAUUUGGGACAGGUCCUUCUGUCCAGCGAGCCCGAAGUGCCCAAGGGCAAGAACUUUGAUGUCAAAGUAUGGGAGAGUUUCUUUGGUCUGGACGCUAAAAAUACCACUCCCUCCACAUCCUUUACCAACAUCAUCACUACCAACGGUGCAGACAUUGACCGUUUCCUGGAGAUGAAAUCGUCAGAGUCAAUGUCUGGCAAGAUGUUCGACAGAGACCACCCGGGUCCUGUAUCUGUGACAUAUGAAUUUCACUGCCGGAGCAAGACCGGCAGCUAUUUCAUCCUCAUCGUCAAGGAGGACAAGAGCUACGAGAUGCAUAAUGCUGUGGAGAUGAUUGGUUCCGUCUGUGUGCAGUGUCCUGCACGCGUCUGGGAUGCUUGUGCAGCUGUGUCCGGUACAAAGGUCUGGAAAGACCCCUCGCCCGAGAUCCUUUCGACAGUCCAAGAAUUCGUUGACAGCAUCUAUAUUGGGCCUGACAAAGAAGGUCGAUUGGAAAUGUUUUUCCGCCAACCAAAUGGGAACAUCCUAUCGGUCAACAGUCCACAAGUGCGACGAGUCAGCCAGCACAAGUGCUUGGCCGACUCAGAAAUCGAAUUACGAAUAACGGAAGUCAAGACACUGCGCACGUGUCCGCAUGAGCACGACAAGAAGCUCUUCAAGGCCCAGGAGACCACUUUCAACGAUAUGGUCAAUGCAGGUGCACUGCACUACGAGGCUUGUCUGCUUGACACUUCGAUCAACAAAGCGUUUGAGGCCAAUCGACAGCUCGAGAUCGGUGAGUUGACCGACGAGACCACUACCGGGAGGACUUUGCUGAAGACUCGCACACACUAUCUCAUUGACCUGGUCGUCAAAGUUCUCAACAAGAUUGACUACAUGGGCUUCCACAAUCGUGGGACAGUGUGCCGUCAGGCUGAAGAGCAAGCUCGGCGCGAGCAAUCAUACGCUCCAACGCUGCAGAGUGCGUAUAGACCUAUUGCACCGGCCAGUCAUUAUGUGCCUUCCUCUAGUCGUCAGUUCGGCCCGGCAGGCACGCGCAUGCUCCCACCAGGGCUCAUGGGCAGCGGCAUACGGUCGGAGCUCCCGUCAGAGGGCAUCAAACCGGUCCCUGGCACGAGAAUGAACAGCAGAGCUGAGAUAGUCCAGGACGAGAACGGCAAUGUCUACCAAAUAGGCCUUGGCGGAGCGAAAGUACCAGUCGUCGGUGCCGCCGCGUGGAAUUUGCAGAACAUCUCGGAAGAGGCGAUUGGGCCGGAUGACAGUGCGAGUCAAGCUGGCGGUCCGAGACGAUUCCAGAAUGCGGGAAAAGGGCCAUGGAAUGUACCUAACACGCGAGGUGCUGGGUUCUGGUGA